AAUACUAAAUGGAAGCAUCUAUUUUGUCACCAUGCCGAAAGUUUAAGUAAUGUGAGUUGUUUGGGGGUAUGGGCAUCAGGAGCGACGUCACCUCAUUUGGGCCUUGGCCUGCCUUAGUAAUGAAAUCGUGACACCCGAUCCGCAGACAGCAGAGCGAAAGUGUGAGUUGGGAGAAGGAAACCGAACCACAACGGGAACGAUUGAGAACAGCGACUUAGAGAACAAAUUUGAAGUGAAACCAAGAUUAAAGCAAAUGAAUUAGGAGGAAGGUUACCCAACGACACACUUCCGAGUUCAAAUGCAUUUGAUUUGGUGACUAACUUGAGAGUUAGUGACGUGCUUGAAAUGGAGAAUGGCAGGAGCCGUCUGCAGCAGGCUCAGGAGGAGGUGGAGGAGGUGAAGGUCAUUAUGCUUGAUAACCUCAACAAGGCUGAUGAGAGGUCUGGGAAGCUGGGGGAGUUGGAGAACAGGGCUGACUCACUACUGGCAAAGAGUAAGAAUUUUGAAAAGACUACAACAAAAGUAAAGAACCAGGAGCGAUGGGAGAACAUGAAGUUGAAGGUGGUUAUGGCAGUGGUAGGAGGGAUUGUUGUUGUCGCUGUAAUUGGAAUUAUUGCAUAUUGUUUGUCAGAAAAAAGUUAAAACAGCACCACAAGCGAAGACAGAAGUCCUCAUGCGACCUUGGAGCCACAUGACUAAAUCGGGUCAAGCAAGCCCAGGUGGAACUCACAGGUGGUCUACAUGGAUGGAAGUCAGAUUGCAACAAUUGGACAAACCUUUUAUUUUUUUAGGAUUUCCUGCAUGAUAUUGUUUGUGGCAAAAACAUUUCAAACAACACGGUUUGUUAUAUACUUUUUGUUUAGAGGUGUUCUGAGCUGUAUGCUUCCUGUGCACAUCCUGACAUGGUACCACCACUAGCUCGGCUGCUUUCUCUUGUUCAAUGGUAGCGUCUUCUGCUGGCCCUAGUCAGUAUUCGCUGGUCACAAUUUCGAAAAGGUCCGCCAACACCACAGAUAUGGCUAUUGCAUAAACUCUCUGUGAUCUGUUUCAUAACUAAGUAAUGAGAAAUGAUAAAGCUUCAUAUGGACUGUUAAUGGUAAUGAACAGUCAUGACAACCACAUAUUUUUUUCUGCUUUUGUGGUUGGGUUACAUUUACAUUUAGUCAUUUAGCAGACACUCUUAUCCAGAGCGACUUACAGUAAAUACAGGGACAUUCCCCCCGAGCCAAGUGCCUUGCCCAAGAACAAGGCACGGCCGGGAAUCGAACUGGCAACCUUCAGAUUACUAGCCCGAUUCCCUAACCGCUCAGCCACCUGACUCCCUGGGUUAACAACUUCACUCAUUGGGCAUAAGAAAAUAUAGAUUAGUAUUGAUAAAUUGUUAUGCUAGCGGGUUUCUGUACUUAUGCACUGUAGCCUAUGUAUUUAUUUUUCAGUAAGUAAGUUAGCCAUUGAGUCAAAUAUGAGUCGAAACGUGAUUUAGUUUUUAAUUAGGGUUAGUUAGGGAUUUUUCAUAGGGUGUCUUGUUCCUUUCUCAUAUUAGCCUAGCCUAGAAGGUUAUGCUUAUAAAAUAGAUUUGCCCAUGGGUAUAAGGUUUUUGCGCAUAAAACAUUCGAUUAACUGCCACUUUACAAGUUUAAUACCAUUUGGUGCAUUUAUUCACGUCAAUGCGAUAAGCUGUAUCAGAAGAUGAAUAAUUGAUUGUGUAUUUUCAAACAUUUCAGAAUAAAUGAUAAUAAAAUUA
Molecule: messenger RNA, 1744 nt
Organism: Osmerus eperlanus (European smelt)
Lineage: Eukaryota; Metazoa; Chordata; Actinopteri; Osmeriformes; Osmeridae
Gene: vamp5
Product: vesicle-associated membrane protein 5
Exons: 3
Coding region: 346-642 (98 amino acids)
Biological process (GO): SNARE complex assembly; vesicle-mediated transport; vesicle fusion
Cellular component (GO): plasma membrane; SNARE complex
Molecular function (GO): SNAP receptor activity; syntaxin-1 binding
Source: RefSeq, a predicted model, not a curated record